Messenger RNA from Tauraco erythrolophus (red-crested turaco), 1012 nucleotides. Lineage: Eukaryota; Metazoa; Chordata; Aves; Musophagiformes; Musophagidae. The record is from RefSeq and is a predicted model, not a curated record.
CUAUCUAGCAGCAUUUUGGAUAUAUAUAACAGUGACCAGGGAAUGGCAGCAGCUAAUAUGGGUCUCACAAAUGCUUCUUGCCCAGCUAAUCUACCAGUAAAAAGGGAAGUCACAGCAGAUACACGCGCAAUGGCAAAGGAGAGACAAAAAAAGGAUAACCACAAUCUCAUUGAGAGAAGAAGAAGGUAUAAUAUUAAUUACCGAAUCAAGGAGCUUGGCACACUCAUCCCCAAGUCUAAUGAUCCUGAUAUGCGCUGGAACAAAGGAACUAUUUUAAAAGCAUCAGUGGAGUACAUCAAGUGGCUACAAAAAGAACAACAGAGAGCCAGAGAAUUAGAACACAGGCAGAAGAAAUUAGAGCAUGCUAACAGAAGACUUCUACUUCGAAUUCAGGAACUAGAGAUCCAGGCACGUGCACAUGGCCUUCCAGUCAUGUCUUCGGUCAGUGCUGUCGAUUUAGCCGCACAGGUCAUCAAACAACAGUCUUAUCCAGAGGAGAACUCUGUAGACUACUCUCAACAAAUGCCUCUGGCACAUGGACCAAAUUCUGAUGUUUGCGAUGGAUCUACAGCCUUUUCUGAUCCACUUUCACACUUCACAGAUUUGUCCUUCAGCGCAGCUUUAAAAGAAGAGCAACGACUAGAGGAAAUUUUACUGGAUGACACAGUGUCACCAUUUGGAACAGACCCACUCUUGUCCUCCACGUCCCCAGCUGCAUCGAAAGAGAGCAGCAGGAGAAGCAGCUUUAGCACAGAUGAUGGAGAUGAUUUAUAAAAGGAGAAAGGGCCUCAUACUUCUCUAAACCACUUGCUAAAAGUCUGAGUUGAAUGUAAGCAUGGUGUUUGUGCUUAUUUUAAACACGAAUAAGGAGAGACACUGUGAAGAUAAGUUACUACACGAAAAGGGUUUAAAUCAGCCUUUAUUUCACAGGAAAAUGAAAUGGACGUGAACUCAUAUCACUUUGCCCCACAUUCACACCCCCUGUUCACAGCUGACAUUUGCACAAAACUUU